ACAAUCAACGAAAUGUUUACAAAUAAUUUUCUAAAACUUACGCUCGUUGUAAGCGUUCUUCUGUAUACACUUAACGUUCUGCAACAAGUAGAAAGUGUAAAAUUAGAUGAAAAUACUCAUCAAUAUCCAGUUGUAUAUCGCCGAUUAAUAAGACGCAGGCCACCAAUGCAUCCACAUGAUAAAUAUAUGGAGGAAAUUUUAGAAAUCUUUCACACAAAAGAAAAGCCUCCUUCCAAUGGUGAGCUAAUGACCGAUGAAGAUGUUGAUAAAUUUAUAUACUGUGAUUUCAACAGACACUUGGAGGAAUGUAAACAAUAUUGGGAUUCUCAAAAACGUAAAAGACCAAUAGCCCCAACAACUUCAAAACCUUUAAUUAUAACAAGCACUACAGCUAAAACUACAACAACAACUUUUGCUAGUGAACCUGAACCAGAACCAACAGAUGUAAUUCCUGGAAUUCCACCCCUGGACGUCGACGGUGAGUAUGUUAAUUACGAACUAGAGGAAGAUGAACACGAACUAGAGGAAGAUGAACAUGAUGAUUAUGAGUACGUCGAUAAGUAAUUGUAGAAAGAUCAUGAAACAAGAUUUAUUAUUGAAAUUUUUAUUACAUGUAGAAAAUUGUAAAAUUAAACAAAAUAAACCUAUCGAUUUGAAUCAGUUUACCUAAUCUCAAUUAGAAAUAAAAUUUAGUAAAAUAAAAUACCAAUAAAUUUUAGUGAAAUUGUCUUGCUGCUAAAUUUUUUAAUUUGUUUAAUAGUUUCGGAAAUAAUCAAAAAGUUGUAGCAAUAAAAAAUUUUAUGCAAAAUUGUUUAAUUUAUAAAAAAUCGAAAACGACAAAAA
Molecule: messenger RNA, 843 nt
Organism: Calliphora vicina (urban bluebottle blowfly)
Lineage: Eukaryota; Metazoa; Arthropoda; Insecta; Diptera; Calliphoridae
Exons: 2
Coding region: 13-564 (183 amino acids)
Source: RefSeq, a predicted model, not a curated record